Prionailurus viverrinus (fishing cat) is the source of this 2730-nucleotide messenger RNA. RefSeq names its product farnesyltransferase, CAAX box, beta (gene FNTB). Gene Ontology annotation, cellular component: protein farnesyltransferase complex. Gene Ontology annotation, molecular function: protein farnesyltransferase activity. The record is from RefSeq and is a predicted model, not a curated record. The transcript has 12 exons. Gene Ontology annotation, biological process: protein farnesylation. Lineage: Eukaryota; Metazoa; Chordata; Mammalia; Carnivora; Felidae. The coding region runs from base 77 to 1390 and encodes 437 amino acids.
UUAGCCCGUUUGAGUUUCAAUGCGCGUUGUUGUUUGACGAAGGGAGUACUAUACACCGCCCGCUGCUCUCCUGAUCAUGGCUUCUCCGAGUUCCUUCACCUACUAUUGCCCUCCAUCUUCCUCACCUGUGUGGUCAGAGCCGCUGUACAGUCUGAGGCCGGAGCACGCGCGGGAGCGGUUGCAGGACGACUCGGUGGAAACAGUCACGUCCAUAGAACAGGCAAAAGUAGAAGAGAAGAUCCAAGACGUCUUCAGUUCUUACAAGUUCAACCACCUUGUACCAAGGCUUAUUUUGCAGAGGGAGAAGCACUUCCAUUACCUGAAAAGAGGCCUUCGACAGCUGACCGACGCCUAUGAGUGUCUGGAUGCCAGCCGCCCAUGGCUCUGCUACUGGAUUCUGCACAGCUUGGAGCUACUAGAUGAACCCAUCCCCCAGAUGGUGGCCACAGACGUGUGUCAGUUCCUGGAGCUGUGUCAAAGUCCAGAAGGUGGCUUUGGAGGGGGCCCUGGCCAGUACCCACACCUUGCACCCACGUAUGCAGCAGUCAAUGCACUAUGCAUCAUUGGCACCGAGGAAGCCUAUGACGUCAUUAACAGAGAGAAGCUUCUUCAGUAUUUGUACUCGUUGAAGCAACCUGAUGGCUCUUUUCUCAUGCACGUUGGAGGUGAGGUGGAUGUGAGAAGUGCAUACUGUGCUGCUUCCGUGGCUUCUCUGACCAACAUCAUCACCCCAGAUCUCUUUGAGGGCACCGCCGAAUGGAUAGCGAGGUGUCAGAAUUGGGAAGGUGGAAUUGGUGGGGUUCCAGGGAUGGAAGCGCAUGGUGGCUACACUUUCUGCGGCCUGGCCGCACUGGUCAUCCUCAAAAAGGAACGCUCCUUGAACUUGAAGAGCCUAUUGCAAUGGGUGACAAGCCGGCAGAUGCGGUUCGAAGGUGGAUUUCAGGGCCGCUGCAACAAGCUGGUGGACGGCUGCUACUCCUUCUGGCAGGCGGGGCUGCUGCCCCUGCUGCACCGCGCACUGCAUGCUCAAGGCGACCCUGCCCUCAGCAUGAGCCACUGGAUGUUUCAUCAGCAGGCCCUGCAGGAGUACAUUCUUAUGUGCUGCCAGUGCCCCGCCGGGGGGCUUCUGGAUAAGCCUGGCAAGUCUCGGGACUUCUACCACACCUGCUACUGCCUGAGCGGCCUGUCCAUAGCCCAGCACUUCGGCAGUGGAGCCAUGUUGCACGAUGUGGUCCUGGGUGUGCCCGAAAAUGCUCUGCAGCCCACUCACCCUGUGUACAAUAUUGGACCAGAUAAGGUGAUCCAGGCCACCAUGCACUUCCUGCAGAAGCCAGUCCCAGGCUUUGAGGAACAUGACGACGAGGCACCAGCAGAGACUGCCACCGACUAGAAGACCCAGGGCCCCUGGCUCUAUGUUCACCCACCUCCCCGGUCAGACCCAGUUUUAUACAUUUCGAUACAUACUGCAUUCCGUGCUGCAGAAGCCUUGGCCACUAGGGAGCUGUGGUCCUUUGUCCUUUUCUUGUCAAACAAAACAAAACUGAUGGUCCUGGGUUUGGAGAAAAUAGUGGCGUGGUUUUUAAAAAAUUCUUUCCACUUCCAUCAAACCAAAAAUCUGUCAGCCCGUGCGGCAUCUAAACCCGGCUCUGGCCUGGCCAGGAUUGUUGGGGAACGGUGCAUGCUGGGCAGGACCAGUCCCUCGCCGCCAGCUCUCCGGCCCGGACAGUCGUACUGAAAUGAACGGUGUCUAUGAGUCACUGCUGCGAUUCCCCCCUGCACGCCACCAUUAAGUCACCAGGAAGGUGCCCUCCCCUGAGUGGAAAUAAGUCUAUUCCGUGCCGAGGGGGAGAGGGGGAGCUUUGGUCCCAUCACAGUGAAUUCUCUAGAAAAAAAUCAUGGUGGGACUUCACUAGGAGAUGCCCUACCUCUCACCUUCCACCUCAGUCAUUUGCAAGGGAAAGGAGCUGGGGGUGGGGGAGAAAGAUCUCCUUGAGUUGUGAGUCCCUCCCCCUCCGCACUGGAGAACUGAGCCACGCUUCUCCCCAGGGCGGGACUCGCUUCAGCCACAGGGGUGGUGACUUAGACCCAGGAAACCAAUUAUGAGUGGAAAAUGAACCUCUAGUUCACUUCUGUGUCCGAGGAAGCAGCCCCAGUGCCCGCCCCCCAUCAUGUAUGUGAAAUACCCUUCUCGUGUCCUCAAGGCCGCACCCGCAGCCUGUGGCCAUUGUGCGUGUUUCCAUCUUUCUUCCUUCAGACUCCCAGCCCAUCACCCUCAGAGACGGUGUUGUCUUCUCUCAUCUGGAGUAUUAACACUACUAAAUCUUUCACCUUAAUUUGACUCAGGAUUUAUUCACAUCCUGCCCACUCUAGUCUCACAGAGAUAAAAUCAAGUGCUAGAUAGGCUGGCUGCUCAGCCAGCUGUGGCAGGGCUGAGUGCCGCCCGGCGUGCUCAGCCUGGCAGGGCCUCUGCUGCUCACGGGGAACCCUUUCUCGGUCAGCGGGGCGUUGAGUUGGGCCAUCUGUCCGCUGCUACAGUCACGGCACACUCCGUGCGGCUGACCUGGCCUUCAUGUACGCAGCCCCGGACUGCGAGCAGACAGGAGCCUGGAGGUGCGGCACGAGGCUCUUCUCAAAACUCUGGCCGACUGCUGCCUCUCAUUCCCUAUUGCUUUGGCGGAUUGGGCUAUGUAUUACCUCCUUGAAAUAAUAAAAGAAUAACAUUUUCUCUGA